AAAACAAAUUUGUUAUUUUACCUUUUAUACUACUGAAAUGAAUGUGGGUUUUUUUUGUUGUUGCUAAAAUAUAUAAAAAUCUAUAUUUAGAAUCGGUUAAACUAUUCAUUUAAAUUUAUUUUUAAAAAAAAAGAAAUUAAUCAAAUGGCAACUUUACCAAGUUGUAUGUAUUGGACAUUUACAAAUACUGGUUUAUUAAUACAAGAUUGGUUAUUAAAACCAGUACGACCAAUUAAUUUAAAUGAAGCAAUUCAUCAAUUACAUUUAUCAUCUGUUAUCUAUUCUAAAAAUCAAUUUAUGAAUUCUAUUGAAAGACUGAAUAAUGAUAAUACUACAACAACAACAACAACAAUUUAUAAUGAUAAAAUACAACAAAUUAUACAAAUUAUAUUUUAUUUUAGUUUACCAUUAUUACCGGCUGCAACUAUUUUAUUUGCUAUUGUUAAUAUAUUUAUUGAAUCAAAACAUUAUACAUGUCCAAAAUAUACUAGAUUUACACGUCCUUAUAUACAAAAUGUAUCACAAUAUUUAAUUGCAUACUAUAUAUUAACUUGUAUUAAUUCAUCAUUAAUAUGGUUAAUUAUAUUACCACGUUAUAUACCAAUGUCAUUUGGAUAUUAUAAUAUAAUGAAUAAGAAUUUAACAUCUUCAUAUAUAGAUAUAUUGAAUGAUAAUAAUAAUAAUAAUACACCAAAAUUUAUAACACAAUUACCAGCUAUGUUAACAAUGCAAAUUGUAUUACGUUUAACAUUAUGUUGGUUAAUUAUAGGUUUAUUAAUUAAUCGUAUUUAUAUAUUAAAUGAAAUAUAUAUGAAUCCAUUAAAAAAAUCAUUUGGAUAUUAUAUAAAUUAUUUAUACACAUUAAUAAAAGAGAAUUUAAAUGAUGAUCAUUGUUUAACUACACUGAAUAAUCAUAAUCACAAUCAUAAUAAUAAUAGUACAGGUAUAUUACUGAAUGAUCAUAAACAACAAAAUCAACCAAUCAAAUCAAUCUUUCAAAAUUUAUUCAAAUUUACCGCCAAUUUAUGUUCAAUACAAAAAUGUCCAAUAUGUAAAUCAAUUAAUUAUAAUUGGUCAGAAGAUUAUGCAUGUUUUAUUUGUAAACCAAAUUCUAAUACUUAUAAUAAUAAUAAUAAUAUAAAAAUAUCAAACCAGCAAAUAAUUAAAAAUAAAUCAAAAAAUGAAAAUAUUGAUUUAAGUAGUAUAAUCAAUAUGAAAAAAAUGAAUUGUACUAUAAUUGGACGUUUAAUAUUAAUAAUAAGUUUAUUAAUUACAUGUUCAUUAGCAAUUUGUUUACCACAAGUAUGGUCAUAUCAAUUAAUUGGAAUUAAUUUAAAAAUUAAAUUAUUUAAUCAAUAUACAACAACUACUACUAAUGUCGAACAAAUUAGUAGUACUAGUAUUAGUAGUACAAGUAGUAGUAAUAAUAAUAAUCAUGAAAAAUAUUAUCCAGCAUGGCGUUUAUUAAAUAAAACUGGUCAAACAUUAUAUGAAUAUUGUUUUUCAGCAAUUAGUUUUGUUAUACCAUGUUGUACAAUGAUUGUAUGUUUAUUAUUAUUAAUAAUACGUUUAAUUAAAAUGAAAUAUGAAUUCAAUCAUAUAAUAUUACAUAACAUUCAUUUUAAUAAUAAAAAAAAUAUAAAAUUUAAUCAAUUAUAUAUAAAUAUCAUUAAAUAUUGUUUAAUUUAUUUAAUACAAGAUAGUAUAUUAAUAUUAAUUAUAGGUAUUAUACAAUUAUGUUGUACCAUACCAUAUUUAAUGACAAAUUCAAUUAAUCGUUUAGAAUGUUUAUUAAUUAAUAAUCAAUCAAAAAAUCAAUUUAUACCAAGUUUAUCCUCUAUAGCAACAACAACAACAGCACCACCACCAACAACAACAACACCAGUAAUAUCAUCAACCAUAGCAACUGAAUCAUUUUGGCCAACACGUCAAAAUUGGUUAUUUAUAGAAAUGAAUAAUUUAUUUGGUGAUUUUUUAAUUCAAUUAAUUAUUUUCUCUGUACAUUUAUGUGAAACAAAUUAUUUAUUAAUAAAUAAUUAUAAAUUUAAUAAUUUUGAAAAAAAUAUAAUUAAAUGUCAACAUAAUAAUUAUGAAUUGAAUGAAUUAAUGAAACUUCAUGAAAUCAAUGAAAAAUUUAUUGAAUAUCAAGAUAAUUAUGAAUGUAAUCAACAUAGAGAUGAUAAUGAUAAUGAUGAUGACGAUGAUAUUGAUGAUCAUGAUAAUGGUGACAGUAAUGAUGAAGAUGCCUGUGUUAAUGAUCUUGAUAAUGACAAUAAUCAUGUUGAUAUUAAUAUUGAAAAUGGAAAUAGAAAAAAAUUAUAUACAUAUCAAAUGAAAACACCAACAGAUAGUGGACAAACAAGUAAAAAUAUAUCACCAUUACCUAUUUCACAUACAAUAUCUGAUGUACUUUUAUCACCAAAAUUUCGAUCGAAACAAACUAUUUAUAGAUUAAAUCAACAGUAUAGAACACAUCGAUCUACACCAUCAACAUUACCAUCUCCAUUAUUACAACGUAUACCAGAAAUCAUAAAUUACGACCCAUCACAUCAUUAUCAACAGCAACAACAACAACAACGUAAUAAUAAUUGUAAUAGUUUUACAACAAAAUAUCCAACGAAUUCAUAUGUAGAACCAAAAACAAAUAUGGCUAGUUUAACAUACUCACCAAGAUCACGUCAUCCCUGUCGAUUACAGAAUAAAAUAUUACCGCAUGAUUCAACCAAGUCAAUUAAUAAUAAUACUAGUAUUCAUAUGUCGAAUCCAUCAUCUUUAAUUCAAUCAACAAAAUUGAUCACAACACCAAAUAUGAAUUUGACUCGUAUUCGACAAAAUCAACAAAUAAGGAAUAAUUCACCACCACCAUUACCUCCUCCACCGAAACAUUUAAUAUAUAUGCUUGGAGGUGAUUCAUCAAUCUAUUCAACACCGCAUGGAUCACCACAACAGGCAAAUACACGUAAACAUAUGAUCUUAAAUAGCCCUAACAACAAUACUUCUAAUAAUAAUAAUAUUUCAGUAGACUAUUCACCAGAUUUAUUACAUGUAAGUAAUAUUUCAAAACAUGAAAGUUCAACAACUGGAAGUUUUCGACAAACUGAUUCAGGUGUUACAAAUAUGGGUGGUUCAUUAAUUGAUAGUGAACAAUAUGAACCAAAUACAAUCGUAACAUAAUUUUAUCCUGACUAAUUAUUUUUUAUGAAGUUGAUCAUUUGAAAUGAACACACUUGACAACAUCAUGUUUAUUUCCUGUCUUCUAGGUUGUAAGGAAAAUUUAUUCUUGUUUUUAAUUUGUAAAGGAUAUAUAUAAAUAUACUCCAGUUUUUGUGACAUGGACAAUAUCUUAGCCAAACAAAAUGAUGAAUGUUUAUCUAAAAAGUGCAAUAUUAUGUAAAGAUUGAUUUGCUGUUCUCCUUUUAUGAGACUAUUUACAAGUUAUAUUUAGAUUCUUCUAAAAUAGACAACACAAAACAGCUGUUUUACAACUUAUUCCAUUGUCAUUUUUAAUGUUAUAUUAUAUACUACUUGUAAGUAAAUUAAUUUAAUUAACUUCAAUUUUAACCGAGAGAUUAAUUCAACACAAAUAAAUGAUUUUAUUCAUUAAAGUAUUUUUUGUAAAUAUGUUGCAUAAACUAUUGUUGACUUCAUUAUACCUAACGAUAGUCUUCUGGCAAACUGAAGCCAAUAAAUUUAGGACAACCGUAUGUAAAACAGUUAUUAAGCACUGGGAAACACUGUGGACCACACGUUAUCAUUUUUAAAAAUGGCUGAAGCUAGGAUCAGGAAAUUCUGAGUUUAACAUCAUAUAUGGUCGUAGAUGUAUAUUUUUAGUUGUGAGCGAGAACUGAAGGUCUUGAAUUUGGUCAUCAAUGAGAUUAUGAAUGAGUUCUUUAAUGAGGUCCCAUAUUAGAACUUUACAGUUGUCCAUUGUUUUCCAAUUUUCACCAGUUUUCAAACCAAAAUCAGUUCUUGGUGUAAAGCGUAAAAAGCCAAUCCCGUUUUUUGAUGUUUUUUCAGCUAAUCUCGAUUUGUGGUGAAAGUUAUCACAAAAUAAUUAUUCCAAAAAUAAACG
Molecule: messenger RNA, 4072 nt
Organism: Schistosoma haematobium
Lineage: Eukaryota; Metazoa; Platyhelminthes; Trematoda; Strigeidida; Schistosomatidae
Exons: 3
Coding region: 145-3174 (1009 amino acids)
Source: RefSeq, a predicted model, not a curated record